AUGAGAUCAACAAUUGCUUGUGAAAGAUGCAGGAGAUCAAAAGUGAAAUGUAGACACAACGACCAACCACCUUGCGCAGGCUGCAUCAAGAGCGGCAAUACCGAAACAUGCGUUCUAAGUGGUCCUGUUCUCGGACGGAGCUUGUCUACAUCUAAACCUCGACCUGCAAAGAGACAACGACUCAGUGUAGAUCAGACACCAUCAGAGAAUAUCUGGCGAGACAUCAAUGUAGUCUUUGAACAAACACCACGAGCGCAGAUUAUCAGUGCCAUUAAUUUAUUUCGGUCACAGUUUCCUGAAUUUGGGUUUCUUCAUCCUGAUGAUCUGGAGUAUCGACAAGAUGAACUCAGCGCUGUGCAGAAAUUGCGACUUCUUGCUAUUUUUACCGUUUCACAUCGAUACUCAUCGACUUAUACUGCAGAGACAAAUAAUCGCAACAUACUAUUUAUCGCCGGGGAGGCCCAGAAACGAGUCACAAGUGGUCCGAACCUGUCCCUCAUCCAGACCUUUCUCAUCCUGUCGCUGUGCAAUUGGGGUGAUGGCGAUGGCUUCAAUGCAUGGAUGCACUGCGGUAUAGCCACAAGAAUGGCCCAGGGUUUAUUAAGUACUGGCUUUGCAAGCUGUGGCAAGAGAGAAACUCUUUCAGAACUUGAGAAGAGGACUUUGUGGACGUGUUUCAAGAUGGAUAGACUUUUGAGCUGUGGAAAGCGACGACAGGCAAUGUUUCCUGAUGAAGAGAUGCAUUUCUCUCUUCCCGUCAACGAUACGCAGUUCCUUUUUGGACAAGCCUCGCAAAAUGCUAACAUAGAUACAAGUCUGAGGGUACAUGGGCCGGAUGAUCAUCUUGUUCUUCUUAUUCAAGGCUUGAGGAUCUGGUCAAGGGUUCAUACGUGGAUUGCAGAGGGUGGAAGAAGACGACCCGGUAUGACUGAACCGGAACAAUGUCCUUUUAACGAAACCUCAUAUUGGCAUAAUAUGAGAAAAGAUUUAUUUGAGUGGAGGGAUUCUCAAGAUGCUCUUAUGAAAUACCCUGGGACAAAGGUAUCGGUGCAUGCUCAACGAGGACAAGCUGAAAGGUUUGGAUACAUUAAUCUGGUCUACUACGUUAGAGAAUACGUCCCCUUCAGUCCCGUAGACGAAGUCAAACCUCGAGGCCCCAUCGAACAACCACUCCUCAAAGCCCGCGGCCCAGACUCAUUCUGGAUCCAAAACGUCGUUCAACUCUACGACGCAGCAACACAAAUAUCUUCUCUGCUCUCUGACCUAGAGCACGUCGGAUGUCCCCUCCGCACACCCUUUUCCGGCGUGUGCGCUUUCUCAUCUACUCUAUGGAGUUUAUACGGCGCUGCGUUUCCAAUCUUUAUGGGUUUCACAGAGGAACAAGCUCACGAGGCUGAUGCACAAGCUGAGAGGACGAUGAGCGUUCUAGUAAGGAUCGGACAAGUUUGGGGCCUUGCGAAAGAAUGGAUUGAAGUUCUCGAUACGGCGAAAAAUAUAAUGACAAGAGGUGAAGGCAGAAGAGUUAAGAGAUCGAGGUAUGAUUACCCUGAGUUGGAGGAUUCGAUACACCUUGCUCCAUUGCAGGGAAUGCCGCGACAGACGUUUGAUCGUCUUGCUUCGACUUCUGUCAACGCUGCAGGUGAUGAUGUUUCGAAACUGCAUCAGUUGGUUGCUGGGGAUGUUGAGCAAGGGACGGAAGUGCAAGAUGUGGGUUUGAAUGAGGAGAUGGUGGGUGAGGUUACUCCACCCCCAACGCCAACACCAUCUCAAGAUCUCAACUUUCUAAACAGAAUUCCUGUACCUGUUUAA
Molecule: messenger RNA, 1809 nt
Organism: Fusarium poae
Lineage: Eukaryota; Fungi; Ascomycota; Sordariomycetes; Hypocreales; Nectriaceae
Exons: 5
Coding region: 1-1809 (602 amino acids)
Biological process (GO): regulation of DNA-templated transcription; DNA-templated transcription
Cellular component (GO): nucleus
Molecular function (GO): DNA binding; zinc ion binding; DNA-binding transcription factor activity, RNA polymerase II-specific
Source: RefSeq, a predicted model, not a curated record